This is a messenger RNA of Neocloeon triangulifer, 4485 nucleotides long. RefSeq names its product protein RRP5 homolog (gene Rrp5). The transcript is spliced from 20 exons. Gene Ontology annotation, molecular function: protein binding; RNA binding. The record is from RefSeq and is a predicted model, not a curated record. Bases 142 to 4425 code for a protein of 1427 amino acids. Lineage: Eukaryota; Metazoa; Arthropoda; Insecta; Ephemeroptera; Baetidae. Gene Ontology annotation, cellular component: nucleus; nucleolus; small-subunit processome. Gene Ontology annotation, biological process: rRNA processing.
GUGAAAACACGUGGUCAACAGACAGCAUGGCCGUGCCGUGCCUGCUUGUUUUUAUCGCUGAGUUUUGAGUCGCCGGAUAAUUUCUUUGUGUUGAAUUGAGAUACUACAAACCUGCAGACUCCAGACUCCAGCAGGCUCAUCAUGGAAGAACCGUCAUUCCCCCGUGGUGGGAAAGAAAAAUUUGUAACCGCUGUGGAGGACAAGAAUUUGAAAAGGAAGCAAAAUGACGACCUUUUCGGAAAAGCAAACACUCAGAAGACCUCGAAGAAAGGAAAGAGAAGAGAAAAAGCUCCCGACAUCGAUAUCGAUUUUUCUGCAAAGCUGAAAGUUGUUGAGCCUUUGACUUACAAAACUUUGAGUGAAGGAAUGCUGGUUCUUGGCUGCAUUCGGGAAAUUCAAAGCUACCACAUGAAUGUGAGCCUCCCUGGAAGACUAACGGGCAGAGUUGCCAUUUCUGCUGUUUCCAAACAAUACUCGGAAGCUUUGAGUAGCUCGAAUAAUGUCCCUCCCUUGGAAGAAAUAUUUUUUGUCGGUCAACAUGUCGUCACGAAAGUAACAAGUAUUGCCAUGGAGAAAAGUUAUUACCAAGUUACGCUUUCCCUGGCCCCUGAUGAGAUCCACUCGGAGUUGACUCAUUCGUCGGUCAAAGAGGGAAUGGUUCUUACUGGAGCAGUAACUAGCAUAGAGGACCAUGGCUAUUUAAUUGACUUUGGAAUUGACUCACUUAGGGCUUUUUUGAAGAAGACCGAAGUGAAAGCUUUCAGAAAAGCUUACAACAUUAACGAACUUGCUGUUGGCCAACUUAUUCGCUGUUUGGUAACCAAGUCAAAAAGCAGUUCAACCAGCACAACUCUUGAGCUGAGUGCCGAUCCAUCAGCAGUGAAUGAAGCUCUAGUACCGCGUGAUUCAGGAAUAAAUCCUCAUCUGGUUAUCCCUGGCAUGCGAUUUGAAGUCGAUUCUCUUAUGCCUGUGGGACAUGGUGUAGCAGUCAAAUGGUUAAAUUUUGAUGGCUACGUUCACGUAGACCACUACCCUCACCAGAGGAAGCCCUUAGAGAGUCAGUUCUCUGAAGACGAAACCCUCUCAGCCACGGUCCUUUACUCCCUUCCUCUGGUCAGAACCGUUUUCCUGACCAUGCAGAAACCACAUCCCUUCAGCCUGGAAUGCAAGGACCCAAACCUUGCUACCAACGGUGUGCCCUCGAACUGCGACGUCAGCAUUGGAGAAGUUGUUGACAACGCUGAAGUAGUGAGCACCUCUUUCCGUGGACUUACUUUGAAGCUGAAGAAAAGUGACGAGGUCUUCGGCUUCGUUGGUCUCACCCAGAUUCCAAAAAUGACGGAGGAAGAAAAACUGAAGCUGCUGUACCCUCCCCAAACCAAGGUCCAGUGUCGGGUACUGAAGUAUGACGUGAUGGACCGAUUAUUGAUGUGUACAAUGCUGAAGGACAAAAUUAAGGACAAGAUGUUGAUGCUCAGUGAUCUGAAACCUGGCUCAACUAUACACUGUCAAAUAACUGAAGUACGGAAGAAAGAUUUGUACUUGGAAGUUAACAAACAUCCCAAUCUAAAAGCCAGAGUUCCUUCAAUACAUCUGUCAGACACUCAUGUGUCUGACAUUGGCAAGAGAUUCUCAGUCGGCCAGAGAGUAAAAGGAAGGAUCAUCUCUGUCGAUACCGAGAAAAAUAUUAUUUUUGUCACCCUAAAGCCAUCAUUAGUUCUAUCUCGCAAGCCAAUCCUGAGCUAUUACUCUGACAUUCCUCAGGACAAAUUCUUCGAAGGUGUUGUUUACCUGGUAGAUCCAAAAUUUUAUUUGGUCUCAUUCUUCAAUGGAGUUUCUGGCAAACUGAGCCUUAGCAACAUCCCUGUAGAAUUGAAUUCAAAAUUUUCUCUUGGUCAAACGAUCAAUGUCCGUGUGGCCAAGGUCAUUGGCCCAUCCAAGCUGAAGCUUAGUAUGGAAAAUCCGGAGGAAGAGAAAGAGGGUGCACAACUUAAUUUUGAAGUUGGCCGAGAAUACAGUGCCGUUGUGGACAGCAUCUACGGCAAAGAGAUCAAACUGACGAUUUCGUCAAAAGAUUUGGAGGGCGUUGGUUUUGUACCAAAGCCCCUUGUGACUGCCCAUCUUUCACUCGCAGAUUCUUUAAUGAAAUCUCUCUCUGCGGGCGACAAAGUGAAAGCUACGUGUCUUGCUACAAAUCUUAAGGGGAAGGGUGUCUUCACAAUCGACCAAGAACUUGCGCACACCUUGAAAGGUGGUAUGGACGAAGAAUUGAAGGUUUAUGCCCUUCUUCCAGGAUUUGUGAAAACCAUUGCCAAAACUGGAGUUAUCAUCAGGACUAUUUCGAAAAACAGCGAGAAUUCAAAAACCGUUAUUGCUUUCCAUAGAUCUUUGGCGGAUGACCCUGUCGAGGAAAUCAGAGACAUUUUCUCUGAAAACCAGCCUAUAAUGUUUAGAGUGGAGUCGGUGGUUGAAGAAACUGAGGAACAUAAAGAGCCAAUUUCUGCAACUGGAAGCACAAAACUCAUGGAUGUCUGUCCGUAUGGUGUUGAACAGGGUGGUGCAACAUUCAUGCAAAAUUACAUGAAUACCUAUGUAAAGAUACACAGCAAACUUAAGAAGGCUAAAAACGCCAUAGUUACAUAUGAGCCAGGGCAGAUGGUCAGCGCCAAAAUUGCAUCAGUUCAUGUUGGCCUUGCUGAGGUCAAACUGGAUGGUAGUGUGAAAGGUUUCAUCAACAGCUAUCAUUCCCAAGGUGCUGCCCUUGCUGAAGGCCAAGAAGUGCAAGCUGUGGUGAUUUGGGUUGAUAUGGGCACUCAGUGUGUCCAGCUCUCUACAAGACCUGAUAUUUUGAAGCAAAUACACAGGGAUCAAGUUUCUUGCCCUAAGCCAAAAAUUGACUCCACUCAUCGCGGAGAGGUCAUUCUAACAAAUGAUGAUGUAGCAGUUGUCAUCCUAAAAGGCCAGUGUAGAGGUUUGAUUGCUGUUGCUCCUGUGAAAAGACACAUCAAUGACUCAACGCCCAUCGAAUAUCAGCUUGGAAAAACAUGCAAAUUUGUUUUCAAGAGUCUUGACACUGUUCUGCCCACAUGUGUGAACAAAAGAGACUUGCCUAAUAAAGGAAAAAAGCCAAAGGUGCAUCCUGGAAGUCUUGAAAAGAAAAUCCAGAAAAUGGAUUCGAAAGAAUCCAAGAAGAGGCAAGUGGAAAUCAAGGAAGAGGUUGCCAGUGAUGACGAGGUUGGUGAAGUGGAAGUUAAGAGGCUGAAAGUUGAUGACGAGGCUACAAAGGAAGAAGAUAGGGAAAUUUUGGACGCGCCGGAUGAGGAUGAAAUGUCACAAUUGAGGAAGGAGGAGAUUCAAAUUGUAAAGAAAAUUGGCAAAAAGAAGAGUGAUCCUCAAACUCUAAAAGUGGACAACUUUGUUUGGGAUCCCAACCACGUAAAAGAGGAGGAUGAAGAAUCAUCAAGCGACGAAAGCGACGGAGAGGAAGCGCCUAAGAAGAAAAUGACUCUGGCCGAAAGGAGAGCCUUGGCCCGCAAGGAAGAGGAGAAACUUGUGAAGGCUGAGCAGAAACUUUUGAAUGAAGAGCAAACUCCGCAAAGCAUAGAUGAGUUUGAUAGACUUAUUAUGGCCUCCCCAGAUAGUUCGAUCAUUUGGGUCCAAUAUAUGGCAUUCCAUUUGCAAGCCACUGAAAUUGAAAAAGCAAGGGCUGUCGCAAGGAAAGCCAUCAAGACAAUUUCCUUCAGAGAGGAGCAAGAAAAACUGAACGUUUGGGUUGCUCUCUUGAACUUGGAAAAUUUGUAUGGUACACCUGAAAGUUUAGAAAAAACUUUACAAGAGGCAGUGCAGUUGAACGAUGCUAAAAAGGUUUACGUUCAGAUGUUAAAAAUAUUUGGGGACACCAAUAAAAUUGAGGAGGGAAAUUCACUGUUUGACACAAUGCUGCGCAAGUUCCGUUCUGAUAAAGAAAUGUGGGUCUAUGGAGGGACCUUCUACUUCCAAACAAAUCAGCUUGAAAAGGGAAGACAUCUUUUGCAACGAGGGCUUCGCAGUUUGGAAAAUAGAGACCAUGUGGACGUCAUCUGUAGAUUUGCCCAUCUCGAAAAUAAGUACGGGUCUGCAGAAAGGUGCCACACUUUGUUCGAGCACAUCCUGUCGAGCUACCCUAAGCGAACAGACAUUUGGAAUUCCUACGUUGAUUUGCUGAUCAAAGCAGGAAAUGUUGAUGCAGCGAGGAGUUUGCUUGAUCGAGCUAUCGCCCAGAAAUUGCCUGUGAGGAAGAUGAAGGUGAUCUUCAAAAAAUAUCUGGAGUUUGCUCAGCAGCAUGGAAAUGAAGAUGAGGUUGAGGCUAUCAAGACAAAAGCACAGGAGUUUGUACAGUCCGUAGCUUCAAAUUUGCCCAUCAAUGAUGAUUCAGAUGUUGAAUAAAAAAUAAAUUCUUAUUACUUUACAAGUUAAAUAAAGGGAAAAAACACCAUAAUUAUGUUA